Bipolaris maydis ATCC 48331 is the source of this 930-nucleotide messenger RNA. RefSeq lists its product as uncharacterized. The record is from RefSeq and is a predicted model, not a curated record. Lineage: Eukaryota; Fungi; Ascomycota; Dothideomycetes; Pleosporales; Pleosporaceae.
AUGACAUCGGUCAUCAUCUUCGGUCCGACUGGCCAAGUAGGAUCUGCUGCCGCACGAACAGCCGGAGGCCUUGGAGCCAAAAUCUGGCUGGCAAUGCGAGACCCAUCGAAGAGCAUUCCUAGUCUCACUGCAGAAUCUGAAGCCGCUGGCGACUUCCACCGCAUUCAAGCCGACCUGAGGAACCCCCCGACCGUCAGCCAGGCCAUCAAGACCUCUGGAGCCAAGCGCGCAUUUAUCUACUUGAUCCAUCAUGAAUAUGAACACCUCCACGAUGCCAUCGUUGCAAUGAAGAAUGAAGGCGUCGAAUUCGUUGUUUUCCUAAGCAGUUUCACAGUCUACACCAACCAAGCGUUACGCGCCAUCUCUCCAUCCGACCUCCUCCCCUUCGUCCACGCCCAAGUUGAAGCAAGUCUAGAAGAACUCCUCGGUCCGGAGAAUUACGUCGCUGUGCGUCCCGGAUGCUUCGCCACGAACCUGCUAUCAGCAAGAGAUGGCAUAGCGACCAAUCAUGUCAAAUUGUAUGGCGCCGAGUUUGAACAGGACAACAUCGUCCCGAGUGACAUUGGCAGCGUCAUAGGCAACAUUAUCGUUUCUGGUCCAAAAGGUCAAAAAAUCGUCUAUCUUUAUGGCCCAGAGGUACUUUCGAUACGAGACAGCGUUGCAAGGAUCGGCAGCGUUCUCAACAAAGACUUGAAAAUAACGACACUAAGUCCUGAGGAAGGAUAUAAAAAAUAUAUCACUCGCGGUAUGCCUCCAUCUUUUGCAGAUUACAUGGUCAGAACGCUGGGUACCAAGGGUCCGGAUAAGGGGAAUGGUGAGCGGUUUCCUCACUACGAGGAGGGGGUGAAGAAUGUGGCGCUUUAUACGGGCCGGUCGCCGGUAAGGCUUGAGGAGUGGGUGAGGCAGAACAGGGCGGUGUUUGGGGCAUGA